CUCGUGUCACGAAUUAACUAACAACAGACCGCAUGUCAGAAAGCCAUAUGCGGGGCGCAAGGAGCGCCCGAACCAAUCACUUAAGGAAGCAAGGCAGACCAGUCAGGAUGAAGCUAGAGUGCUAUAACGCCAAGACAGACGAGCACAAUGCAGCAUGCAAGGUGCUCGGAGCUGUCACGGGUGGGCGCAACUGGCCACUGCGUAACACCCUCAAAAGAGGGACCGUGGUUCGAACUGUCCAGUCGAACCAGAAGUUGCGCACAUGAACCUCACACUGUCACUACCCGUGACAGGAGCGAUCGAAGGCAUAACACUGCGAGCACUCGAAGAAUUGUGUCAGUAUAUAGUCACUCGUUCUGGAGGACUCUGGGAGUUCUCCAGUAAGAAACUCAAGUGCAAGACUGUCAGUACCCUUGGAC
This is a messenger RNA of Parathielavia appendiculata, 419 nucleotides long. RefSeq lists its product as uncharacterized. The record is from RefSeq and is a predicted model, not a curated record. Lineage: Eukaryota; Fungi; Ascomycota; Sordariomycetes; Sordariales; Chaetomiaceae. The transcript has a single exon. Bases 108 to 266 code for a protein of 52 amino acids.